Triticum dicoccoides is the source of this 1150-nucleotide messenger RNA. RefSeq names its product vegetative cell wall protein gp1-like. The record is from RefSeq and is a predicted model, not a curated record. The transcript has 3 exons. NCBI's taxonomy places the organism in Eukaryota, Viridiplantae, Streptophyta, Magnoliopsida, Poales, Poaceae. The annotation marks the transcript as partial.
ACAUACAAAUCCCGGGGCCAGGAGGCACAUCCCUCAAUUCUCACCCAUCAAGCUCUGCCAAGCCAGCUAGCUAGAGAGGAUGGCGCUCGCUCCCAGGUCGUCCCUGCGCUCCCUGGUGCUGCUCAUGUCGCACGGGAGGCCACGGCUGAGUUCUUUCUUCUCCUCCUCUGCCGACGCAGGCGUUCCGCCGGCCGCCCCAGGAGCCGAUGCUCCUCCCCAGCUCCGCCAGGUCCUUCAUGCCCCAAGCUCCCUGUCGAGGAAGAGUUUGUUCUUAACCCAACCUCUGGUUAUGGUUCAUGUAGCACACCUGACAAGCCUCCCUGCGGCACCUCCGAGGAUGUGAAACAACGAGAUGUUGAUCCACCACCUCCCGCGCGUGAAGGUGUUGGACACCGAGUUGUCGACCCACCACGCGGGGGCAGGGGGCGUCGCGCGCCCGACGAGCCAGAGCAGUGCGCCCAGGAGCAUCCCAAGUACCCAGUUCCUGACAGUUCAAGUGACAAGGUCUGCUCCUCCGCUGUUCCGCCGCCGGCUCCAGGACCUUGCACCCGGGCUGCCCCCGACGUUCAGCCUCCAGUCACCCCAGCUCAGCCAGAUCGUUCAGGCCACAAGCUCCCUGAUCACGAAGAGUCUGUUGUCAACCCACUUCCUGAUCCACCAUCAGGUCACAGGCUUGGCCCUGUAAUCGAAGAGCCUGCCCAGUGCACCCUGGACAACGCCAAAUACCCAACUCCCGGCAGUUCAAGCCACAAGCUCCCUGCUCACGAAGAGCUCGUUAUUCACCCACUUCCUGAUCCAUCAGGUAACAGGCUUAGCCCUGUAAUCAAAGAGCCUGCCCAGUGCACCCUGGACAACCCCAAAUGCCCAACUCCUGAUAAUGGUUCAUCUAGCCCAUCUGAAGGUGCAUCUGGGGACUUGUUGGAAGAUCCUCUACAUCAGCUGCCUGAUCCACCACGUAGGCCGUAAUCGACGAGCCUGCACCCAGGAGCAUCGACCCUGAUAUUGUAUCGCGUAGGAGAAAAAACUGGGCAGCUUUCGCUGGCUUCUGCCUGUGCUGAGCUGUGUAUACUGCACACUCAUAAUUUUGUUGCGAUGAACCUUGUGUUGUGUGCUCAGAAAAACAUCCCGGUGGUUACUGCCUUGUUACUGC